AUGGCACCAAUGACCGUAUCACACAACACCACCCUCCCUCUCGCCGCCUCCAACGGCACAAUCAUCCUCAUCCAGGGUGUAGAUAGCCCAUGGGAUAUGGACUUGAACACGUUAAUUACCAUCGUGUUUGGUGUCAUAGGCAUCGCCUUUCAAGCAGGCCACGUGUAUUACAGGCGAACACAAAAGACCGAAAUUAUCAAAGUGCCUUAUGAGGACGUUGAGAACAGUGAAGAGCACCUGGCACACAGGCAGGGAUCCUUGUCCGGCCCUUGGCUCCCCUCAUAUUAUUGGGAUGAGCCCCAAGACUAUGAGAGUGCGAAACCAGGGCUGGGACGACCUGCUUCGGCAACGCAAAACCGCGGUGUGGCUCUUCGACAGGCUGUCCACAACGACAACGGCAUGCAGAUGGGCACGAGAAAUCUUCCUGAAGGGCACGUGUACCGAAGGAACCCCUGGCGGAGCAAUGAGUGGGCAAGUGGCACGAACCCAUGGCCUGCGCCAACUGGGCCAGCCCUUCAGCGGCAAUACACCCAGCGCGGUCAGCGAGGUUUUGUCUGA
Messenger RNA from Diaporthe amygdali, 558 nucleotides. RefSeq lists its product as uncharacterized. The transcript is spliced from 2 exons. The record is from RefSeq and is a predicted model, not a curated record. Bases 1 to 558 code for a protein of 185 amino acids. NCBI's taxonomy places the organism in Eukaryota, Fungi, Ascomycota, Sordariomycetes, Diaporthales, Diaporthaceae.